AUGUCUGCCACUAAGCCCAUUAUCUUUUACACCACCGCUAGAGGCCCUGUUCCAUGGAGAGUCACUACCAUUCUCAAGGAAUUGAAGGUUCCUUAUGAGAGCAAGUACCUUGAAAGCCCCGAGAUGAACACAGAAGAAUACAAGUCUCUGAACCCGAAUGCCAAAGUUCCUGCCAUUGAGGAUCCCAAUACCGGAAUAAGACUGUUCGAGGCUGGAGCUAUCAUUCUCUAUCUUCUUGACACCUACGACACUGCUGGCACCUUGCACUCACUUUCAGGAGCAGAAAAGUACUUGGAAUUGGCGUGGAUGCAAUUCCAGGCGUCCGAACAACACAUGUACUAUAGUCAAUAUGCCUGGUUCCUGUACAAACACCCAGAGCAUGUCCAGUCUGCCCUCGACCGCUAUGAAUGGACGAUCAAGCGCACCAUUGGGAUGAUCGACGAGUAUCUGAAGAAGACCGGCAGGAGCUAUCUCGCCGGCGACAGGGUCACUUACGCCGACCUUGUCUUUGUGGUUACCAACGAGUUUGUUCCCCAAUUGCUCCCAGGAUACGACCCAUCCGAGGAAUUUCCCCAUUACGCUAAAUGGAACUCUUCUCUUGUCAACAGGCCCUCGUUUCAAGAGUUAGCUGCUGAGAGAGCAGCUCUUGGCCAGCCACUGGGUGUAGUCGAUCAGAAGCAUAUCGAUAACUACAUUUGGAGAAACGAUCCAAACCACAAGUGGUGA
This is a messenger RNA of Fusarium redolens, 726 nucleotides long. RefSeq names its product glutathione S-transferase. The transcript is spliced from 2 exons. NCBI's taxonomy places the organism in Eukaryota, Fungi, Ascomycota, Sordariomycetes, Hypocreales, Nectriaceae. The record is from RefSeq and is a predicted model, not a curated record. The coding region runs from base 1 to 726 and encodes 241 amino acids.